Molecule: messenger RNA, 2820 nt
Organism: Dryobates pubescens (Downy woodpecker)
Lineage: Eukaryota; Metazoa; Chordata; Aves; Piciformes; Picidae
Gene: TNFAIP3
Product: TNF alpha induced protein 3
Exons: 9
Coding region: 152-2569 (805 amino acids)
Biological process (GO): cell migration; protein deubiquitination involved in ubiquitin-dependent protein catabolic process; protein K29-linked deubiquitination
Cellular component (GO): cytoplasm; nucleus
Molecular function (GO): DNA binding; K63-linked polyubiquitin modification-dependent protein binding; zinc ion binding
Source: RefSeq, a predicted model, not a curated record
UCCGGCGGGGAGGGGGCGGCGGAGAGAAGGGAGCCCCGGCUUGGUGGGGGUUGAUGGCUCCCGAGUUCGGCUGUGUCUCACCGCCCCAGCCCCGCUGCUGAGCGGGAGUCACCGGCAGAAUCGACCGGAGGAGGAGCUCGCCGGCGAAGAGAUGUCUUCUCGAAACAUGGCUGGCCAACACAUCCUUCCUCAAGCUUUGUAUCAGAGCAAUAUGCUGAAAGCCAUGAAGAUUAGAGAGAGGACACCUGAAGAUCUGGUCAGACCGCCCAGUGGAAUAAUUCACCACUUCAGGACUAUGCACAGAUACACUAUAGAAAUGUUCAGAAUGUGCCAGUUUUGUCCUCAGUUUCGGGAAACACUUCAGAAGGCCCUGACUGACCAAGCCACCCAGACAUCGCUGGAGCGCCAGAGGAAGCUCAACUGGUGCAUGGAAGUACGGAGACUUGUCCCUUUGAAGACUAAUGGUGAUGGAAAUUGCCUUUUGCAUGCUGCAUCGCAGUACAUGUGGGGUAUUGAAGACAUUGACCUUGUCUUAAGAAAAACGUUGUUUAGCGCCCUCAGGGAGACUGACACACAGAACUUCAAGCUCCGCUGGCAGAGGGAAGCUAUGAAAUCCCAGGAGUUUGUAGAAACAGGACUUCAGUAUGACACCCGGAACUGGGAGGAGGAGUGGGAAUAUCUCAUUGAAAUGACCUCCCCAGAAACAUCUGGGGCUCGAAACAGGCUUCCAUAUAAUGCAUUGGAAGAAAUCCACAUCUUCGUCCUUGCUAACAUCCUUAGAAGGCCAGUCAUUGUCCUUGCAGAUAAAGUGGUGCGAAGCUUAGAGUCAGGCUCCAGUUUUGCUCCUCUGAACGUUGGUGGUGUUUAUUUGCCUCUCCUUUGGCCAGCUGAAGAAUGCUACAGAUACCCAGUUGUGCUUGGCUAUAACAACAUGCAUUUUACACCACUAGUGACCCUGAAGGACAGUGGGCCAGAAAUCCGGGCUGUCCCUCUGGUCACCAGUGAACGAGGCAGAUUUGAGGAUUUGAGUGUGCACUUUCUGACAGAUGCAGAAGAGAGGGAUAAAGAGCAGCUGCUAAAAGACUAUUUGAUAGUGAUAGAAAUUCCAGUGCAAGGCUGGGAUCAUGGUACAACUCAUCUAAUUAAUGCUGCAAAGUUAGAUGAAGGCAACCUACCCAAAGAAAUAAACCUUGUGGAAGAUUAUUUUCAACUGGUACAGCAUGAGUACAAGAAGUGGCAGGAAAACACUGAACCUGCUAGAAGAGAGAGCUGCUCCAGGAACAAACAGGAACUAUCUCUUUCCCAGCUCUCCCUUUUACAGGUGAAAUGUGAAAUGCCCAACUGCCCUUUCUACAUGUCUGUGAACACCCAGCCCUAUUGCCAUGAGUGCUUUGAGCGAAGGUCCCAAGGAAGCAAAGCAAGAAAGCAGACCUCCAAAGCAACCCCUGAGAAACUGAAGGAAGCUGGGUCAGGCUCCUCCCCACAGGAUAUUUGUGAACCUGGGGGAUGGAUAUCUGAAGGGCCUGUGACAGGGCCUCGCUCUGCACCUCCUACUGCCCCAAGUCUUUUCCUCUACAGUGAGACCACAGCCAUGAAAUGCAGGACACCAGACUGCCCCUUUACAUUAAAUGUGCAACAUAAUGGGCUUUGUGAACGUUGCUACAAUUCCAGGCAGCUUGGUCCUUGCAACGACUUGGAUGACCAGAGGCAUUUGGACUAUGCCACAUGCAAAGUGUGCCGUCAGAAGGCCAACAGGACUUUCAAUGGCAUAUGCAGCACUUGCUUCAAAAGGUCUACGGAACACUCCUCAAACGGAAGCCCCGCUUUCCUGCCCACCUGCCACCAGAGAUCAACAUCUGACCCAUCCCAGAUCUUGCAGAGCCUCCUCCAACACUCCUGCCAUCAGGCUCCCAACAGCCGCAACAAGGACGCCCUGCAGCCAGUGCUGCCUCCCGAGGAGAGGAGGGCAGGUAACCUCUGCAGGAAACCUGGCUGCAAAUUCUUUGGGACGUCACAAAAUGAAGGCUUUUGCACACUAUGUUUCUUCGAGUACAGGGAAAACCAAGACAGUGCUUUGCUACGCCACCAAAGAAGAUCUCAGAAGUCCUCAGCAGCAGGUCAGCCAGGGAACUCUGCUGCCACCUUCCGUAACACCGUGUCCUGCCAGCGGCGUGACUGCGGCACCCUGGGCAGCACAAUGCUCGAGGGGUACUGCCAGAACUGCUUCAUUAAAGCCCAGAACCAGCGAUUUCAGGAAGCCAGGAGGACAGAACAACAGCUGGUGAGACAGACAGAAAGAACAGGACAGCACAGAGACUUGCAGCAAGCAGCGUUAAGUAGCCAGAAGAGACAGUGUGCAGUGGCUUCCUGUAGAAACAACCUGGCCUGCAGAAGUGAUGACUUGUGCCGGGAGUGCCAGAGGCUUCUGCCAUUGGGAACUGCCAGGGACCCAGCUGCAGAGGAGCCCCCAAAGCAGCGCUGCCGAGCCCCUGCCUGUGAUCACUAUGGCAAUGCCAAGUGCAAUGGCUACUGCAAUGAAUGCUACCAGUUCAAACAGAUCUAUGGGUAGCAGAGGAGAACAGUUGGUCAAGAGCAAGAAGGCAAUAACAGCAACUUCCUUCGCUGAAAUGGUGCUAUGUCCAAAACACUUAACAGGCCUGGGAGUUGGGGGGGUGGGGGGGUGUUGGAAAUAUAAGCUGUCUGCUCAUUUCCUGUUUAUUCCCAAGAACAGGAAUAAAUGUUGACUUCCUCUAAACACUGCAAAUAAGGACUGCUGAGAAGGGCAAGUUGCCUUCUGCACAGAGCUGUCAUUCAUGGCUA